Messenger RNA from Caenorhabditis sp. 36 PRJEB53466, 7700 nucleotides. The record is from the annotation of a GenBank genome assembly. NCBI's taxonomy places the organism in Eukaryota, Metazoa, Nematoda, Chromadorea, Rhabditida, Rhabditidae.
AUGUUUCCGCAAGUACGCGAAAUCGUUUGUGGAAGUGAUAGCGAGGUAAGCAUAUGGAUCAUCUCAAAAAAGUGAUUUUAUAAGUGUUUCAAAUCUUAUGAGGUGAGCAUCAGAUAAGACAGCAAUAAAGUUGAUGGAAAAAAUUACUCCGCUUUUUUUCUUCUUUUUUUUGAAUUUUACUGGCGAAACUGAAUAGUUUUCUUAAGUGAAAAAAUAGGAAAACUAAGAAGUCAUAACAAACAUCUUGUAGGUAGACACAUAACUAAACGAGCGAAGAGACUGACCUAGCGAUGCCCGUUUUUUUUUCUUCUCGGUUGAGUUGAUCGAAGGGUAGCAAAAGAAAAGAGAUUGCAGAACACACCGCGUGCGACAAACAACGUGUGUAUGUGUGUAUGUGUGUUGUGUGUGAGUGGUCAGAAAUGGAAAAAGAGCUAGAGACCGAGAAAUGAGGGGGUUAGAGCAGAGAAGGGACAGAACUCCCUAUAAAAUGGAUGAAUACGAUGUGUCUUCUGUUUUCUGUCCGGCAAAAUAUGAAUGUAAAAUCGCUGCUAAUUUCAGUUACUAGAAAGUGGAUGGAGAAACAGUACAAACAUUCCGCAUGUGACGAACUGCGGUCAACACACUGACUUCUCAUCAAUACCAUCACUUUUCCUUUUGUUGUUCUCACCAAUUGUCUUCUAUGAACUUCACAAAAGCAGAUUAUCUCACCUCCGGAGUUGCUCGCCUAUCUCUUUAAGAAUAGUAAGUUUGAUUCUGAUUCGAUUAUAACAUAAAAAAUCAAUAUUCUUAAAUUUUUAAAAAUAUGGUUGCGAUCUACGGAAUCUUUUCAGAUCUUGAGUUCUCUUCUUGUUGUCGAUCUCACCGUCACCGUUCUUUACGAUUUUUAUCUUCUUUUCACCAAAUCUCCUGUCUACGAUGCCAUUCACUUCUAUGGUGACCUUGUGCAAUACGCAGGUUUGCCAACAACAUUUGCGAAGCAACGGUAAAUUGUAAAAAUGAAUUUCAAGGUUUCUGCUUGGCAUUAGUUCUCACAAUAGCAUGUCGAAACAGAGGAAUAGUUACGUCAGGAGUGAUCACUUUGUACUGGUUGUUGAUUGUGAUUUGUGGAAUUCCGGAGCUGCGAUACAUUCUAAGUGGACUGAUAUACGAAACACAUGACGUGGAUUCAAUACGAUCAAUACUCUACAUUGCUGCGUACGUGUUCUCUUGUCUGGAACUUUUCUUUUGCUGCUUUGCUGACACACCGUCAAAUGGAUAUAUUGGGGUAAAAAAUAUGCAGCAUUCAGUCAGAUAAAAUGAAAUAUUUUUAGAAAAACUCUUGCCCGGAAUAUACCGCUUCAUUCUUGAACCAACUGACUUUCGAAUGGUUCUCGGGGCUCGCGUAUCUUGGCAACAAGAAAUCGUUGGAAAGAGAAGAUCUAUGGGAUUUAAACGAACGAGAUAAAGCACAAAAUCUUAUCCCAUCUUUCAUGGAAAACUUGAAACCAGAAGUUGAAGGGUAUCGACGUAAAAUCAAAAAUAAUCCGGAAGUUGAUGUGCCCAAAAAUCAUCCAUCAAUUUUGUUGCCGAUUUUCAAAACUUAUAAGUUCACUUUGUUUGCUGGCGGAUGCUACAAAUUGAUCUUUGACUUGCUGCAAUUCGUAGCACCAGAAUUGCUUCGGCAACUUAUCAGUUUCAUCGAAGACAAGAACCAGCCGAUGUGGAUUGGAGUCUGUAUUGCCUUCAUGAUGUUCCUUUCUUCCCUUGUGCAGUCCAUGAUUCUUCACCAGUAUUUUCAUGAAAUGUUCCGAUUGGGAAUGAAUAUCCGAUCCGUUUUAACAAGCGCGGUCUAUUCAAAAACACUGAAUCUGUCAAAUGAAGCCAGAAAAGGCAAAACGACCGGGGCGAUUGUCAACUUAAUGUCAGUUGAUAUUCAAAGAAUUCAAGACAUGACUACCUUCAUCAUGUUGUUCUGGUCGGCACCAUUACAGGUGAAAACUGCUGUAAACAUUUUUCCAAGUAUUUUUUCCAGAUUCUGCUUUCACUCUUCUUCCUCUGGAAGCUGUUAGGUAUCUCCGUGCUGGCUGGAUUUAUAAUUCUGAUUCUUAUGAUUCCCUUCAAUUCGUGGAUUUCUAUCAAGAUGCGAAACUGUCAAAUGGAGCAGAUGAAGUACAAAGACGAACGGAUCAAGAUGAUGUCCGAAAUUCUGAACGGGAUGAAAGUUUUGAAACUUUAUUCUUGGGAGAAGAGCAUGGAGAAGAUAGUGCUUGAGAUUCGAGAGAAAGAAAUUCGAGUGCUGAAAAGGCUGUCGUACUUAAACGCAGCAACUACGCUUUCAUGGGCUUGUGCGCCGUUUUUGGUAUGUUUGAUGUAGCUUUGCUAAUGAUAGGAACACAUUUUUUCUAGGUUGCCGUCCUUACUUUCGGUUUGUAUGUGCUUUGGGAUCCCGAGAACAACAUUUUGACUCCUCAAAUCACCUUCGUGGCUUUAGCCCUUUUCAACAUUUUGCGCUUCCCACUUGCCGUUUUUGCAAUGGUUUUCAGCCAAGCAGUGCAAUGUGCUGCAAGUAACACUCGUUUAAGAGAGUUUUUUGCUUCCGAAGAGAUGGCUCGACAGGCAUCCAUUGCCUAUGGCGGAACCGGUGAGAAAAUGAAAGUUGUCAAUAAAAACGUCUUGAGUCUCAGAUUCUGCAAUCAAAAUUGAUAACGGAGCAUUUGCCUGGGGAUCGAAAGAAGAAGAGAAGACUCUUCAUGACAUCACAUUCAACAUCAAACGCGGUCAACUGGUCGCCAUUGUUGGACGUGUUGGUUCUGGAAAAUCUAGCCUACUUCACGCUCUUCUUGGUAUGAACGUUUCGUUUAUUCUGGCGAACACGCUUAUUCAGGUGAAAUGAACAAGCUUUCCGGAAGUGUGCAAGUCAAUGGAUCUGUUGCUUAUGUCCCUCAACAAGCUUGGAUUCAGAAUUUGAGUCUGAGAAACAAUAUUCUAUUCAACAAGCCUUACGAUCAACUUCACUACCAAAAUAUCAUCAACGCAUGCGCAUUGACUCAAGACUUGGAAAGUCUUCCAGCUGAAGACAGAACGGAAAUUGGAGAAAAAGUGUGUUAAAACAUUCACAUAAUCACAUAUACCCUAUUCGAACAACUUCAGGGCAUAAACUUGUCCGGAGGUCAAAAGCAGCGCGUAUCUUUGGCAAGAGCUGUCUAUCAAAAUUCUGAGAUUGUUCUACUUGAUGAUCCACUGUCUGCUGUCGAUUCACAUGUUGGAAAACACAUUUUUGAAAAUGUUUUGUGUAUGAUUUUUACAUCGUUAUGUCCAUUUUUUACAAAAAGUUUCAGCAUCAGCGACCGGGUGCCUUGGCACAAAAACUCGUGUUCUUGUAACACACGGUUUAACUUACUUGAAACAUUGUGACCAAGUCAUCGUAGUAAAAGAUGGCACCAUCAGUGAAAUGGGAACAUAUCAAGAGCUGAUGAACAGUAAUGGGGCGUUUGCGGAAUUUUUGGAAGAAUUCCUUCUCGAAGAGUCCAAGCAUCGAGGAAGAAGCAUAAGCUUUGGCGAAGAUUGUAAGUUAUUGAAUUAUUUCAAGUAGACCUCGAUGUCAUUUCAGCGAAAGAAGUUGAUGAAAUUCUGAGAGAUUUGGAUCAAGUCAGCCCCGCUAUACGCCAACGAAUUGAAAGUCAAAUGAGCCAAGAGAUAGAGAAAGAUGAGAAAAAUGCCGACAUUAUCCGAAACGGACUGCUCAAAGAGGAGCAGAAUGAGUCUGCGGCUCACAGUCCUGUGAGUAGAAAUGAAGAGAAAGAGGCACUUCUUGGAGACAAAAUCAAAGAAAAAUCCCUUGUUGAACCACCAAAGCAAGCCAAAACUCAACUUAUCGAGAAGGAGUCAAUAGAAACCGGUAAAGUGAAGUUCGAGGUGUACAUGACCUACUUCCGAGCCAUUGGAAUUCCAAUCGCAGUGCUUUUUUUCCUUGUCUACGUAGCGAGUAGUAUUCUUGGAGUGUUCAGUAACCUUUAUCUUGCGCAAUGGUCGGAUGACGCAAAGGAAAUUGCACUUUCCGGAAAUGUGAGUACGACGGAAACUCAAAUUCGAUUGGGCAUUUACGCAGCCUUAGGAAUGGGACAAGGUAAAUUUCCAUGAUAAAAAUCAAUUUUUCAAAUGACCUCUAGCUACCUCUGUGUGUGCUGCCUCAGUUAUUAUGGCACUAGGAAUGGUGCGAGCAAGUCGUCUUCUACAUGCUGGUCUUCUCCACAACAUAAUGAAGUCGCCGAUGGCAUUUUUCGAUGUGACACCACUCGGAAGAAUCCUCAACAGAUUUGGAAAGGUAUUCUUUUUAAGUGGGGAGAAAAUCAAAUCAAUGGUUUCAGAAAUUACUAGAUACUUAAAUAAUGUUUUUAAACGGUAUUGUAUGGGCGAAUUGAACAACUUUAGUCUAAAAACAGAAGCACUUCAUUCAUUCACACGCACGUUUUUGUUAUCAAUUUUUUACGGGUUGUUAGAAUUCGCUAACUCAAAAAAAGGCUUUCCUAAAUUGUUCACAAAUAAUUUCCCGUUCAACUCAAUUUCUGUUCCUUGUAUGUCUCCCUAUGGACAAUGAUUUUCUAAUAAGAGUCUGACAGGAUAUUGAUGUGGUGGAUGAGCGUUUACCGGACAAUAUUGGCGAUUUUCUCAUCACCUUUUCCGAGCUAGUCGCUUGUAUCGUUUUCACAUCAUACGCCACCCCCUUCGCAAUUUUACCAAUUGUUCUUAUUGCUAUCGGAUGCCUUUUGAUACUGGUGAAUAAUUUGAUAUUCUACUUUUGCAACUACUAUAUCCCUUACCGCAUUACCCUUCUGCUUCUACUCUAACUCAACCUUUCUCACCAUGUUUUUGUCUACUGCACCGGUUAGAACAUUUGAAAUUGAUUUUGUUUCUGAAGAGUUAUAAGUCAUCUUAGCUUGGGUUUUGUUCUUGUCUGGGAAAAAUUACUCUGUUCACAGGAUAUCGAAGCAGUUGAUCAAACUUUGCCCCACUCCAUCCGAGCCAUGGUGAUGACGAUUUUCAAUGUCGUCUCGACAGUUGUCGUUGUCAUCUGGGCAACACCGUGGGCGGGAGUAGCGUUUGGCGCACUUGGCUUCAUCUACUUUGUUGUCCUGGUACGCAACAUGGCCUAACAUUCACAUUGCCCCUGCAUGCUUAUUAAAGUGGAGUGAAUUGAAUUGAAAAUUAAUUAAUUUUUCCUGAGAUGUGCAAAAAAGAGUGAAUUGCAUGUUUUGAAGUUAAUUAUAGGACGUAGAUGUGGUUGACUCAAGACUUCCUGGCUGUAUCAUGACAUUUGUCGGAGCUAUCGUGCAAGCAACCACAAUUUUUGCCGUGCCCGUGUAUGCGACACCUGGUUCACUGUUCAUCAUCAUUCCGACUCUCUACGGAUAUCUACGUCUUUUGGUUAGCAUGAUUGUCCGGCAUGCAUGAUCGCAAUAUGUUACACAAGUGUUUUAUAAGACUGAGAGAAUGUCAAAGAAUGAGUGAAACUUCGGAAGACUUGCAAGAAAUCUUGAGGUAAAAUUUUGAUCCAUGGUAAACAGUACAUUCACUUUUAGUAGUACUUUUUGAGUAAAACGGUCUUCUUCAAAAAAGUUUUCAAUAGAGAUUUCGUUGGAAAGGCGUUAAUUUUGCCAAUUUUCUAGUUUUGCUUUUUCUCUAGCAUUCUCAAUAGUUUUUCCCUUUGUUCAUGUUAAAGUCGUUCAAUUCGUCACCUGUAGUAGAAUUAUGCCUUUUCUGGAUUUAUCGGGGUAAUGUGUGAUUUUUCGUGGUGUCGGUAUUGUGUGAUUUGUUUUGGCAGGACGUCGACGGACUAGACACCGAAAUUCCCCGCUCUAUCUCGAUGUUUAUCCGGACUUUCGUUGCUUCCAUCGAGAUUUUGGCCAUCAUCUUGUGGGCAACACCUCUUGCCAUUGUGCUUUUACUACCUCUGUUGAUGGUUUAUCUUCUCGUGUUGGUGCGUUCGAGUUGUCACAUGUUUACCCAUAAUUUCGUGUGUUUGCGAAGCUUAAUUUUUCAAUUUUUUCUUACAAAAUGGACAACCACCAAAUGUUCCAUUUCUUUCUUUUUCUGUUUAUGUGUGCAUGUGUGUGGUGUGUUGCAUGUUCUGGUGAACCGGUGUUAUUCUCUUUUACUAUUAGGAAACAUUAAAUUUUCAGAGAUUUUACGUUAGUACAUCACGUCAGCUCAAACGCUUGGAAUCUGCUUCUCGCUCGCCAAUUUACUCGCAUUUUCAAGUAUGUUCUAAAUAAGUUCUGAGAAAAAGAAAAGUUCUGUAAAAAUACGUUCAGGAGUCAAUCCAAGGAGCUUCAUCAAUUCGUGCAUACGGAGUUGUUGAUCGAUUCAUCAAAGAAUCUCAAUAUCGAGUUGAUGAAAACUUGGCAACUUAUUAUCCAAGUAUUGUUGCAAACAGGUUCUAAACUUUUUAUUUGAUUCAUAAGCUAAAUCGUUCUGUUGUAGAUGGCUAGCCGUACGUUUGGAAAUGGUAGGCAAUCUUAUAGUCCUUUCGGCUGCAGGAGCAGCCGUAUGGUUUAGAGACUCUCCAGGACUUUCGGCUGGACUUGUCGGCUUGUCUGUGUCAUAUGCAUUGAAUGUGAGUUUAGACGUGACCCUGAUAUGAUCAAAUUUGUAAUAUUCUUUCAAGAUCACACAAACCCUGAACUGGGCAGUAAGAAUGACAAGCGAAUUGGAAACAAACAUUGUAGCUGUGGAAAGAAUUAAAGAGUACACAGUAACACCAACAGAAGGCAACAGUUCAAACAGUCUCGCACCAAACACCUGGCCAGAAAAAGGAGAAAUUUCGAUCAAGAACUACAGUGUGAGAUACCGUCCAGGUCUCGACUUGGUCCUUCAUGGAGUUACUGCUCACGUUGAGCCUAGCGAAAAAGUUGGUAUUGUUGGAAGAACAGGAGCAGGAAAGAGUUCUCUCACUCUCGCUUUGUUCCGCAUCAUUGAAGCAGACGGAGGAUGCAUAGAAAUUGAUGGAACGAACAUUGCUGAUUUGCAAUUAGAAGUGAGUUGAGCUACUCUCCUAUCCAAAAAAUGUUGCCUUCUGUUUCAGCAACUACGAUCGCGUCUCACAAUUGUUCCUCAAGAUCCUGUACUGUUCUCGGGAACUAUGCGCAUGAAUUUGGAUCCAUUCUUUGCUUUCAGUGAGUUUUGACAGACUGGGCGAAUAAAAAUUAGAUUUUUAUAGAUGAUGAUCAAAUAUGGGAGGCACUGCGCAACGCACAUUUAGAGUCAUUUGUUCGAUCUCUGCAAGAAGGUCUUUCGCAUCACAUUUCUGAAGGAGGAGAGAAUCUCAGGUAUGCAUGAGAGAUUAUUAAGACAUUAUUGGAAUAUUUCAGUGUUGGUCAACGUCAACUGAUUUGUUUGGCUCGAGCUCUGCUCAGAAAAACUAAAGUUCUUGUUCUCGAUGAAGCUGCCGCGGCCGUAGACGUAGAAACAGACAGUCUUUUGCAAAAAACGAUAAGAGAACAGUUUAAAGAGUGCACGGUUCUCACUAUUGCUCACCGUCUGAAUACUGUCAGUGCCAACUCCUUUGAACUAAAAGAGUAAAAAAACUAUUUCAGGUUAUGGACAGUGACCGGCUGUUGGUAUUGGAUAAGGGACGAGUGGCCGAAUUCGAUUCCCCAAAAAAUCUACUUUCAAAUCCCGACGGAAUAUUUUACUCAAUGGCUAAAGAUGCUAAUAUGGUUUAA